Leptosia nina is the source of this 3627-nucleotide messenger RNA. The record is from the annotation of a GenBank genome assembly. NCBI's taxonomy places the organism in Eukaryota, Metazoa, Arthropoda, Insecta, Lepidoptera, Pieridae.
AUGUCGCCUUCUCCGAUCCGCUAUCGUGGUCCGUGGAAAAUACAAAAGCGUUCAACCGAGCCUGAUCAAUGGCUUGACGAAAUGGGCUUCUUUCGAAAACAUACAGCGAGAGAUUCCAGUUGCUUAUUUAGGGCUGUUUCGGAAAAUAUAUUUAACACUCAACGUUAUUGUCAAACAGUUAAAAUAAGUUGUAUUGAGUUUAUGUCGUCAAAUCAGCAUUUGUUUGAAGGGUUAUUGAGUUGUACUUUUGAAAGCUAUCUCAAAGAGAUGUCAAAUCCCACUUUUUGGGGCGGGAUGGUUGAAGUGUCAGCCAUGAGCCACUUGUAUAGGCGCGACUUUGUCAUAUUUGAAGCAAACAAAGGGUCACAGACCAAAAUCUGCAAUGGUUAUGGCAAACCUAUUUAUUUAUUCUAUUUCCCUGAUACAAAACACUUUGAUGCAGUUUACACUAAAGAAUUUAUUAGUGAUUCAGCAUUUUGUCAAUCCCUAAUGUACGAGCUUCUAUAUGACCGUGUGUAUCACUUGGAAGACCUUUCAUAUGCUGUCGAUAAGAUGCUCCAUGACAAAGCAUCAAACAAUCAUUUUGAAUACUUCAUGUCAGAAAUUGAACGUAAGAAACAAAAAGAUAGAGCAAAAAUUUUUAUUGAAGAAUCCUGUGAUGACAAAGACAGCAACAAUAACACUGUAACUUUGAAAUGUAAACAUUACACAAAUGAUAUUGAGAAAGCAUCUUUAUUAAAGGAGUCCUUGAGUAUUUACGUAUUUAACAGAAGUCUCAUACAACUUGAAAAUGUAUGUAUGAGUUGCCUGAAUGUGAACAGUGCAAAAGGGUUGCUGGAUAAUGGAGUGACACCAUUUCCAUACAAAGUAGCCAAAGCUUUAGACCCCGAAAUCUAUCGUAACAUUGAGUUUGAUGUUUGGACUGAAUUGAGAAGAGAAUUGCGUUUUGGUGCUAAAUAUUCAGAUGGGACAACAUUGCAAGUGGGCGUAAAAUGCUUAUGUAAGUUAGAAGUAGACCAGGUGAUGCCCUACCAUUGCCACAUUCAAGAAAUGGGGCAAGAGGGAGGCCCAUGUCUAGUAUUCAUUGAGGAGUUGGGGGAGAAGAGAAUAGUUAAAUACGAUCAGUUGGAACCUUUGCCCAUUGAUGAGAUUAAGCCCUGGGCCCCUCCAUACAGAUAUUCUCGUGUCAAUUCUCAACUUAUGAAUUUAAGCCAAAUUUUACAACAAAUCGGCAACAUCGCGCGAAAGCAAAAUUUGAAAUCUGGAAAAAAGGCACGAAAUGAGGAGGCAAAAACAGCGGAGAAGGAAAGAAAUAAAAUAAAUUGGAAUGAAAACAAAACACACAUUACCUAUGAGGCAUACGACUAUCCUCUCCAACAUUUGGAUUCCUAUAACUUCCAUCCAAUGCCAGUUGAAUUAGACGCAACUCCUGUGAUGGUGGACAUACGGGCGGCGGGCGGUCCCGCGCAUGAAAUGAACGGCACUUCCGACACUCAUACCCAGGCAAGCACUAGUGGUGGAGCGGGUGACAUGGGUAACCAUCCCGUGAGCACUCCCGUUUCGGUCAGGGCUUCGACUCCUGCUACGACUAAUGCACUGGCUACCUAUUCCGGUGUGAACGCUGGCCCAGUAGUCGCGCCCCCUCUCGUUGCAUCGACGAUGUCGACCAACGUUCCGUACAAUUGUGGGCCAUACAUGUGCGGGAUGAAAUCCGUGCUCUGGUGCUCGCCCCAUUCGCCCCCUCAACCUCUUGGUCCCGGGGUCGGCGUGCCCGGUAUGGGGGUUCCGAGUGUGUCACACUUGCCUCCUCCGCCACCUCAGAGCGUAAAUCUGCACGUAUUCAAGAGUGUUCAGGCGAAUGGUGCUGAUCUUCCGAUGAAUGACAUUGCCACUCUGCGUUAUUAUUUCAACCUGGGCGUGGAGUGCAUGUGGGCGACCUACGGGCCUCCGCCACAACCGCCUCACGUACCUCCGCCUAUGCACCCCCCGCCGCGACACUAUUCGCCGGCUGCGUUAGCGCAGGAUAUGCAACAGAUGUCCAUGCACGACCGCCCGUCGGGCCACGGCGAGAACAACCAUAAGCACAAACAAGAUAAGAACACGAACAAUAAUAAAGGAAACGGACAGAGGCCGCUUCUUGGGCCCAGAUUCAAACGUGGCAACAAUCAGGACAACAACCAGAACAACAAUCACAACCAGAAUAAGGGACACAGCAACAACAUUAACAAUAAAGGGCCGAACAACCGUCGCAGCUCGUACAUCGAGAACCGCACGCCCGCGCCGUACGCCGGAGAGGAGAUGGCGAACGCGGGUGGGCCGGUGGAGGCGCCCAUCGUCACGUUCCCCUACGCACCGUAUCCGCCGCCCAUGUACCCCGUGCCCUACUACCAUAUCGAUGACCCCGCAAUGAUGGGAAUGAUGGGCGGCAUGAGCGGAAUGGGUUACAACAUGUACGAGGACGGAUUGGAGUACGGAGUCCCAGCCGUGUACGGGGCACCGCCCCCCUACCACCCGCACAUGCACCACCCGCCCCCGCAACCCCCCGUGCCGCACGAACCCAAGUGUAGUCUUAUUAAGCGAAACAUCAACUGUGAAUUGGAAGUCGGACGAGGGUCAGUCCAAAAUGGAUAUCAAUGUUCUGCCCUUGAACGUUUAGCGCUAAUUCACAGACUACCCUCUAGGUGUUUUGAAUACUCUCAAUGUAUGUCAAUAAAAGUGGAAAUUGUCCAUGAGCCAGUGCUCCUUGGCGAAGGGCCGCAUUGGGAUGAGAAACGGCAGUCAUUAUUUUUUGUCGACAUCAAUAGCGGUUGUGUGCACAAAUAUGUACCGGCGACCGGCGAACGAACGAAGGCUAAAGUAGGGGGCGGAAAAGUGGGCUUUAUUGUACCCGUCGAGGGGUCUGAGCAUCAGUUCGUUGUUGGCGUAGAACAAGUUUUUAAGAUCAUAGAAUGGGAUGGACUGAGCAGUGAAGCGAAGGAUAUUAGAAUUUUGGGCACUGUUGACCAAGACAAUAAGGCGCAAACCAGGAUUAACGACGGAAAAGCCGACCCUAAGGGCAGGAUCUACGCCGGUUCUAUGUGUAAGGAGAACUCCUCAGGUGCUAUAGAGGAAAAUAAGGGAUCGCUGUUUAAUCUCGACAACACAGGAAAAAUCAAAAAGUUGUUUGGGGGUAUAUUUGUCUCGAAUGGCCUGGCGUGGGAUGUUAAAGAGAAAGCUAUGUACUACACGGAUUCGUUAGAGUACAAUAUUAGACGAUAUGACUAUGACGUUGACACUGGAGCCAUCAGUAAUUUGAGGUACGUUUUCGACUUUAAGAAGAACGGCUUACAAGGAGCACCCGAUGGCACCACUAUCGACGACGAUGGCAAUUUGUGGAUCGCGGCAUUCAAUGAGUCCUGUGUGAUUAAGGUGAACCCGCGGACGGGCGAGUUGCUGCAAAAAGUUCCCAUCCCUGUAGCGCAAGUCACAUCUGUGGCGUUUGGAGGUCCCGACCUUGAUGUUCUCUUUGUGACCACAGCCAAUAUCGACUUCGGAUUAGCUCCAGGUCCUCAGGCGGGCUCGACCUUUGUGGUGACUGGUUUGGGUGUAAAAGGAUUACCGAGCCACAAUUACGUGUUACAAAACUAA